AUGCCUCGGAUGCCACUGAGCAAAGGUCCUGUCUUCCAAAAUUACUGGCAUUCUGGAAAGAAGACUUGUCUUUUCUGGAUCUGCGGCUACCCUGGUAGUGGGAAGAAGAUUCUCUCUGCAUACCUCCUGGAAUACCUCAGCGGGGGCAAGGAAUCCCCUAUGCUGCGGAAGGGUAGCAACUCGCCAUGCUAUUUUUUCUGCGACGAAUCCAUAGGAACCCGCAGAGAUGGAACUGCAAUACUGCGAGGUCUUAUCCAUCAGCUUGGUGAACGGCGCCGGCAGGUUAUCAAAUAUGUCAAGGCUGCGUACGAUUUGCAAGGACCCAAUUUCCAGCAGAACUUCAAUGAGCUCUGGAAAAUAUUUGUUGCUAUUGCCAGCGAUACAAUGGUUGGGCCGGUCAACGUCGCCGUUGAUGCAAUUGAUGAGUGCGAGGAGGAAACCCGUGGCCGCUUGCUUCAGAGCAUUCUUAAGCUGGUAAAAGACACUGGGCGCGUCGUGCACGAGCUACCGCUGGAUCUCACAGCCACAUACGAGCGAUUCCUCCAAGAUAUCCCACUUCAAGACCGAGCACCUGCACCCAACGCCGCUGAUCCCGGGGAUGCCGAUGGAUGGACACCACUCUCGUGGGCGCUCUUUGGGCGAGCGCCGAAGACUAGGGACAGGAACGGACGGAGCCCGCUCGCUCAUGCUGCUGGCUACGGCGGCUAUCUGGAGGUGGUGCAACAACUGCUAGCCGUUGACGGGACUGAAGCCGGUAGCACGUCCAACACUUCGCAGACGCCUUUGUCGAUCGCCCAAGCUAGUGGACACGACGAUCUUGUCAAGGUGCUGUUGCAGCAGCGGAAAGGCGAGUAG
This is a messenger RNA of Drepanopeziza brunnea f. sp. 'multigermtubi' MB_m1, 855 nucleotides long. The record is from RefSeq and is a predicted model, not a curated record. Lineage: Eukaryota; Fungi; Ascomycota; Leotiomycetes; Helotiales; Drepanopezizaceae.